This is a messenger RNA of Anolis sagrei ordinatus, 1471 nucleotides long. RefSeq names its product abhydrolase domain containing 4, N-acyl phospholipase B (gene ABHD4). NCBI's taxonomy places the organism in Eukaryota, Metazoa, Chordata, Lepidosauria, Squamata, Anolidae. Gene Ontology annotation, molecular function: lysophosphatidic acid acyltransferase activity; phosphatidylcholine lysophospholipase A1 activity. Gene Ontology annotation, cellular component: mitochondrion; lipid droplet. The record is from RefSeq and is a predicted model, not a curated record. Gene Ontology annotation, biological process: phosphatidic acid biosynthetic process; lipid homeostasis.
UUAUGUAACCCCGCAGGAAGGUUACACAACCGGCCUUUCCCAGCCCAGCCUCCCCCAAUUCAUAAAAUGCGGGCCCCGCCCCUUUCCCGGCAGCUCCGCCCCGCCCCCGCGUUCUAACCCCGCCCCUUUCCUCUUCUAACCCCGCCUUUCCCAAACAGCUGUUGUGAUGUAUUCCUUCUUGAGGAGCCAUGGAGGAAGACCUUGAGCAGGCGUCCCAAGGUUGGUUAGGGGGCUGGCUCCCUGCCUGGCGUCCUACCUCCAUGUCGCACCUCAAGAAUGUAGAAACUCGGAUCCUGCAGUGCCUCCAGAACCGAUUUGUGACCCGGUAUGUGUCCCUUCCCAACCAGGCCAAGGUCUGGACGGUGUCCCUUUCUCCAGAAAGGGGCAAAGGACGCACUCCACUGGUGAUGGUACAUGGUUUUGGCGGAGGCAUUGGGCUCUGGAUCCUCAACUUAGAUUACCUAAGCAAGCAUCGUCCUGUCCACGCUUUUGACCUCCUCGGCUUUGGACGCAGCUCUCGGCCCCGCUUCUCCCGUGACGCCCAAGAGGCUGAGGAGGAGUUUGUCAGCUCCAUUGAGUCCUGGCGUAAAGAGAUGGGCAUCCCCAACAUGAUUCUGCUCGGCCACAGCCUUGGGGGCUUCUUGGCUGCCUCCUACAGCUUGCAACACCCAGAGAGAGUGAAACAUCUGAUCCUCGUAGACCCCUGGGGCUUCCCCACACGACCAACAGACCCAGCUCAGAUCCGUACUCCUCCAACCUGGGUCAAGGCUGUGGCGACCGUGCUGGGACGGUCGAACCCUCUGGCCGUGUUGCGGGCAGCUGGACCCUGGGGUCCUGGACUGGUGCAGCGCUUCCGUCCAGACUUUAAGCAGAAGUUUGCCGAUUUCUUUGAUGACGAUACCAUCUCGGAAUACAUCUACCACUGCAAUGCUCAAACACCCAGUGGCGAGGCAGGGUUUAAAGCUAUGACAGAGGCGUUUGGCUGGGCCCGACGUCCCAUGUUGGAGCGCAUCCACCUGGUUCGCCGUGACUUGCCUAUCACCCUCAUCUACGGUGCCAAUUCCUGGAUUGAUACCAGCACUGGGGAGAAAGUCAAGGACCUGCGACCAGAAAGCUAUGUUUGUGACAUAGCUAUUCCGGGUGCCUCCCACCAUGUCUACGCCGACCAGCCCUAUGCUUUCAAUGCUGCUGUGGAACAGGUCUGUGACUCUGUUGACUGACUGCACCCGGGCCAGAAGAGGAAAUUUGAGAGAUCCUUUUCUGCGGGUCCUUCUCCACGGAGUCCGGUUGCUGAAAUGCACACAAGACUCUCAGGCUUCCCAAAGAGCAGAGACACCAGCUCAUUGAGAGUCACUUGCCACUUGGUCUUGGAGCAUACCUUUACUCCCUCCCCCCUCAUUCUUGCUUGAUUUCCCCCUGAAACUUUAUUCUUCUUAAAGGUUGCAGGCCGCCUGUGUUGGGUUAACCUUGA